AUGAAAGAUGAUUCGAAAGAUGAUCAAAAUCUUCAGCAAAAAGAUCAAGGUGAAGAAUUGUCAAAUUCAUUCAUGACAUUCGCUCCCAAAUCAAGUGUCAGUAUUAAUCGCCGUUACACUCAAAAGAAACAACCACCCAAUGUGACAGAAUUCAUGACAGAAUUUGAACAGGAACGACGAUCCUCGCCCCCUCGAUCUCCUAUUGAAGAAGAUGAUGAUUCAAUAACAAAUGUAAAGAGUAAUAUGAUGUUAUAUGAUGAUGCUCAAGAUUUUUCAGAUACUGCUCGUUUAACAAUAAAUGCAUCGUCUAUUUCAGGAUUUUAUAACCAAGAAGAAAGCAGUAAUAGUCAGCAUUAUACUAUAGAUAAGCCAACAACAAAUCAAAACAAAUUUAAUCCAAUACAUACAAAGGAACACAAUGCUCGUAUAUCAUUUCAACAUGGACGUCCAGUCAGUAAAAUGUAUGAACCUGCAUAUAUUGAUCCAGAAUUAGAACAAAAGUCGAGUCGACGAAAAAUGAGUCAGUUUAUUUAUUUUGAUAAAAAAGUUUAUAUUGAAAGCAUAUCUAAAACAAUAAGACAAGUAUCUAGAAGAGUUGUUAAUGUGCAUAAUAUUCAUGAAAAUCAUGACUUUUCACUUCAAAUUUACCGAAAAGAUUUGAUUAAUAAAAAUAGCGAACAGCUUUCUUUAAUGAAAAAUGUAACAGCUCAGCAUAAUGAAGAAGACGGAAAUGAAUCCGAUACCUCUUCCCAUGUAAAUGAGAUAAUACCUAUGACUCUAACCUCUUCUAACAUUCAUUGCAAUACAACGUCUAUUUCUCAACAAAAUAUUACUGCAGCAUCUACUACUACUGACUACACAAAUAUCGCUUUUCAACAAGAAAAUAAGCGUUUUACCAAAUUAAGUGGAAAGAGUCUAAAAUUAUUUUCUCCAACAAAUUCAUUUCGAUUACUUUUUGCUAAAAUUUUAUUUUGGAAAUGGUUUGAAACAUUUAUUAUGCUUUUAUUAGUGUUACAUGGAACUGUGCUAUUAGUAGUUGGUUGGGGAUCAAACCCAUACCCAAAUCCACCUAGUGAAUGGACUCCAACUUGGGAUCAAAUUGUGCUUCUUGUUAUAUUUUCACUUUAUACUUUAACAACCUUUUGUCGUAUCAUUGUUUAUGGCCUUAUCAUUAAUUCAGAUUCGAAUUUUAAAACAGCCUUUUUAAGACAUAGUUGGAAUAGAAUCGAUUUUGUAUCUAUUAUAGCUUAUUGGAUCGACUUAAUUCUAUUGCUUACUCAUCAAGAGAUUAUAGGAGACUAUAGACGAAUUCUAGUAUUUAAAACGCUUUCAGCCCUUAUUUUAUUUCGUUUAUUGAAUUUGACAGAUGGAAGUAAAGUCAUUUUGAAUAGUCUAAAAAAGGCUGCCCCUUUAUUAGUAAAUGUUUUAUUUUUCGUCCUAUUCUUUUUUGUUAUUUUUGCAAUUGUUGGUGUACAGUCCUUUGAAGGAUCAUUUAAACGACAUUGUGUAUGGCAUGAUCCUAAUAAUGCAAGCAAUACACAAGAAUUACAGCAAUACUGCGGUGGUUAUAUAAAUGCUUCGGGAGCAGUUGUACCAUACAAACUAAAAGAUGGUACUUCUGCACCAUGGUCAAAAGGAUUUAUUUGUGAAAAUGGUUUAAUAUGUGAGGAAACCGAAAAUCCUUUUGGAGGUACAAUUAGUUUUGAUAAUAUAUUUUCAUCCAUGCUGAUCGUUAUGAUUAUCACUGGUGUACAAUCAUGGACUGAUCGAAUGUAUGAUAUGAUGGAUGCUGAAUAUUUUAUAGCUUGCCUUUAUUUUGUUAUUAUUGUCAUUGUAAUGAAUCUUUGGCUUAUUAAUUUAUUUAUUGCUGUUAUCACUGAAAUGUUUGCUAAAGUUAGAGAAGAUUCUCAGCAUUCUGCAUUUACUAACUCAAAAGCAAGACCCGUACUAGCAGACACUAAAGAAGAAGAAGGCGAAUGGGCAUUUUCAGAACAAGAUAAUACCCAAACAAAAGCAUCAAAAAAUAGGUCAAAAUUAGCCUCGAUUGUCAAAUACAUGAAACCAUUUUGGAUUAUAUUGGUUGUUAUUGAUUUAUUUUGUAUGGCCUCUAAAAACAUAAAUAUGACAGAGGCUCAGAUUGCAGCUUUAAAUUUGGCAGAGACUAUAUUUACAUUUGCUUUUCUAUUUGAAAUUAUAUUACGUAUGUUAAGUCAAAGAAAAAAUUUGAAGGAGUUCUUCGAGGAUAAGUUCAAUUUUACAGACUUUUUUAUUGCAUUAAUCACUACCAUCAUCCAAAUUCCUCCUAAUCACAAGAAUGAGUUUGUAUAUGUAUGGUUUACUGGAUUCCAAGUUUUACGUAUCUAUAGACUAGUUGUAGCAAUCCCUAGAUUAAGAAAGUUAAUGUCCCGUGUUCUAGGAAGUGUACAUGGUCUUAUCAACUUGACAUUUUUUAUUAUAUUAGCUACUUUAAUAUGUGCUAUAAUUGCAUUUCAAUUACUUGAAGGAGUUAUUAACGAUCCAGAAGAUAGUCCUGAAAUGCGAUUUUUCUCAGUCUAUAACUCAUUUGUUGGUUUAUAUCAACUCUUUUCCGGUGAAGAUUGGACGACUGUACUGUAUAGUAUUAUGGAAGCUGGUUCGAAUAACGGAAACAGUGCAAUUUACGCCCUGUUUCUUGUAUUUUGGUUUGCCUUUUCGAAUUUUGUUUUAGUAAACAUGUUUAUUGCUGUUCUAAUGGAAAAUUUUGAAAUUGCUGAAGAAGAUAAACGUAAACGACAAGUUUUACAAUUUAUGGAAAAGACAGAAAAUGAAUUAGAUAAAAAUACAGUCGUCAGUCGAUGGAAUCUUUAUAGAUAUUUUAAACCUAAAGCAAAAGGCUUAGAUAUUAAAAAUAUACCUAGUAAUCUUAUAUUAUCCGUACAGAAAAGCAUUGUACGUGAGUUUAUGAAUGAAGCAACCGAAUCAAACAUAAAUGAAUCUCCAAUGAUACAUUCGAAGAUAGACAAUCAUAAUAUCGAAAAAUAUCCAAAUAAUGGAAUCCUUGGUAAAAUACAAAAUUUUUUAACUCAAUUAUUUACCAGUUCUUCGGAAAGAAAACAGCAGCAGCAGCAGCAACAUAAACAACGACAAACCAAUAGUUUAUAUAUUGAUUCUAUUAAUGUUUUUGAUCAAGUUGGAACAUUUUAUGACUUUAAAAAAAGAGGAGCUACGCAUGACCUUAAUGAGCCUAGAUCAUUACGAUAUUUGGUUGACCCAACUUUAAGAGAGACAGUUGCUAGUAGAUAUCAACAAGAAAUAAUAGAUCUCGAUAUUGAGGAGAGAAAGGCAUUAAAAAGGGAUUUUAUUGCUGCACAUCCUACCUAUGAUAAAUCACUCUAUCUAUUUUCUUCAAGGAAUCCUAUUCGACGAUGGUGUCAAUUAAUUGUGCCGCCAAGCCGUGGAGAACGUAUCUUUGGUACACGUGCAUCUAAAUGGGGAAGCAUUAUUUUCUUAACAUUCAUUACAUGUUGUGUCAUUGCUAACGUUGUUCUCACGAUUUAUAACUCUCCUGUUUAUCAGUAUGAACAUCGAAACGAUCGUUCUGCCAUUAUGCCUUUUAUUUAUGCUGACUGGGCCUUUACAGUGAUAUUCACAUUUGAGUUUGUAGUAAAAGUCAUUGCUGAUGGCUUACUAUUUACACCUAAUGCUUAUUUACUAAAUGGAUGGAAUAUACUUGACUUAUUUGUAUUGAUCACUUUGUAUAUGUCAAACUUUGGUAAUUUUGCUGCAUCUACUGGGUUGGAACGUGGAUUUCGUGCAUUUAAGGCAUUACGAGCUUUACGUCUCAUCAAUUUACUUGGUCCUGCAAAGGAAACAUUUUCCGCUAUUUUGGUGACAGGUCUUCCACAAAUUUUUGAUGCAGCUGUUUUAGGUUUAUGCUUAAUUGUUCCAUUUGCUAUCUAUGGACAAAAUAUCUUUAUGGGGCUCUUUUAUUACUGUAAUGAUGGGGAAGGAAAUAAGAUAGAAUGCAUUUAUGAGAGGUCUUUAGGUACACAAGAGCCUAUGCCUGAUGAUACUAGUAUCUACAUGCCACGUGUCUGGAAUAAUCCCUAUGUCUAUAGCUUUGAUUCGUUUUGGAAAUCUCUUUUGAUCUUAUUCGAAAUAGCGAGUGGUGAAGGUUGGAUUGAUGUAAUGACGACUAGUAUGAGUAUUACAGGAAGAGAUCAAGCACCUCAACAAGAUGCAAGUCAGCUUUGGGGUAUAUUUUUUAUGGUUUAUAAUUUAGCUGGUUCUGUAUUUGUCAUUUCACUCUUUCUUGGUGUUGUUAUUGAAAAUUUUACCAAAAGAAAUGGUACAGCUUAUUUGACAAGUGAUCAGCGACGUUGGCUUGAUCUUAAAAAGCUGCUUAAUCAAAUCCGACCUGCCAAGAGACCUAAGAUUGUUCCCAAGAAUCGUAUUCGUAAAUUGUGUUAUGAUUUAACAGUUGAAAAACGAGGCAAAUUUUAUAAACUGAUAACUGUUGUUAUCAUAUUAAAUAUCAUAUUCUUGUGUAUGGACACAGCUAAUAAGAAAGACACCUAUAGCACAGAUAAUGAUCCAACAGGAUGGGGUUAUAUUAAAGGCUUCAUAUUUAUUUAUUGGCUUGAGAUUCUGAUCAAACUAUUAGGGCUUGGCUGGAAUUCAUUUAGACAAAACUUAUGGAAUCUAUUUGAUUUUAUAAUGGUUAUUGGUAGUUUUAUUACUGCUAUUAUUACUCUUAGUAAUCCCUAUCUUCAAGUUAAUAUUGAAUCACAAAAAUUAUUUAUGACCGCACUUUGCUUUAAACUUGUUCAAAGAAGUGAUAGUUUAAAUCAAUUGUUUACCACUAUGGCGGCAUCGUCAUAUCGAAUUCUAAAUGUAUUUGCUGUCUGGUUUAUAGUUUUGACGACCUAUGCCAUUAUGUUUAUGCAGAUAUUUGGCUUAACUAAAUAUGGACCAAAUGCAACAACAGAACAUGUUAAUUUUAGAACUUAUUCAAAUACUAUGAUUUCGCUUAUUCGAUAUUCUACAGGUGAGGGAUGGAAUUCAAUUAUGCAUGAUUUCACUGUAGAAUAUCCACACUGUGUUUUAGCAGAUGACUAUCUUGAUUCUGAUUGUGGAUCACUUAGAUGGUCUUAUUUUUUAUUCUUGACAUUCAACAUUAUAUCCAUGUACAUAUUUAUUGCUAUUUUUGUAGCUGUUGUAGCAGAUAAUUUUUCAUAUGUUUACCAAAUCAGAGCCAACUUUUCUUUGAUGACUUGGGCAUCAAUAGAUACAAAUAGAACAGGGUACAUCCUACCAAAUCAAUACAUAAUAUUCUGGAAGAAAUUGGAAGGCAUAUUUAAUAUUAGAAUAUUUGAACCGGAAUUCUCUUAUAAAAACUUGGUGAAGACUUGUACUGUCUCACAAAAGUCCAUAGAUAAUACAAAUGAUACCCGUUACCAACAUCAUCUUGACCUGAAAGCUCUUAAUUCCAAGCUAAAUCUAUUAAAUAGACAAGAGAUUCAUUUGAGGAGACAAGAUCUCGAAAAAAUAUAUUGGGAAACUGCAUUGAUUGAAUCUUCAUCUAAAGGUGUAUCAUUUAAUCAGAUGCUAUUAAUGUUAGCACAAAGAAAGUUGAUUGUUCCUGAGAAUGCACUUGUAUUAGAGGAAUUGUUAGAGAAUCAGAAGAAAGAAGAAGCAAUACAUACCUUAAUUUCAAUUGACCGUGUAAGAGGUUUACUCGAAACGAUUGCUCUAAGGAAAAAGUUUUUAAAGUAUUUGGAUGAUAAAAAACAAAAGAAUAUACCUACUAUUGUCAUUAACGAGAAUGAUAAGAUACAACCUCAAAUGAAUGAUAUAAAAACUUGCGAUGAAAUAUCGACUGCAAAUAGAAGUCAUAAUUCGUUUUAUGAUUUAUAUUUAUCAAGUGACGAAGAUGAAAGCCAUGAGGAUAUAGAGAAUGAAGAUACAAUUGCUACUUCUCGAUUAGAUAGUAGUUCGAUGAAUGAUAAUAUGUCAUACAGUAUUUGGGAAGACAUGUUAAAAGAAGAAACUCAGUAG
Molecule: messenger RNA, 6036 nt
Organism: Cokeromyces recurvatus
Lineage: Eukaryota; Fungi; Mucoromycota; Mucoromycetes; Mucorales; Mucoraceae
Product: Ion transport protein-domain-containing protein
Exons: 19
Coding region: 1-6036 (2011 amino acids)
Biological process (GO): calcium ion import across plasma membrane
Cellular component (GO): membrane; voltage-gated calcium channel complex
Molecular function (GO): high voltage-gated calcium channel activity
Source: RefSeq, a predicted model, not a curated record